GUAGAUUUAGUGAGUUUCAGUUGAAAUGGAAGCUAGAGUUUUCCGCACAUUCCUCCUCUGCUCUUUAGGAGUUGUUUUCUCCACUCAGGGGCACAGGUAUCACACAGGCCUCGAGGCCAGUUUAGGAUUCAGAAACCUCUCAGUUAGUAAUCGCAGCGGAUACCCUCUGUACAUGAUGCAGCUGUACCGCUCCUUCAGGACUGUGGAUUCAUCAUGGUCAGUAGCUGUCAACAGCAUUCAGAAACAAAGUGACAACCCGUCAGCACGCAGUUCUGACUCUGUCCUGAGUCUGAUGGCCAGAGGUUGCCAUCAAGUGGGUGAACGAUGGACAGUCACGUUUGACAUGUCAUCAGUCUCUACUAGUGAGCUUGUCCAGCUGGCGGAACUUCGGAUCAGACUACCAGCUUUCUCUGGCUCUAAUCGCGCCACUGUGGAUUUAUAUCACUCUAGAAAGCAGAGCUGUGACCCAGACAGCACAUCAUGCCAGGAUGAGCACCUUUUCCUGGGGAGCUUCGACACUUCACCCAGCAGCACAAAGUCUUCCUGGAAGGUCGUGAAUGUGACUGCUCUCUUAAAGUACUGGCUGUACCAGGGAGAUGGCAUGUCGAGCCAAGAGGCCACAGGAGGACCUGAGAUGGACCAUGGGAACGGUUCUGGAGAUGAAGGGGAGAUGACUGGCAAGUCCCUCUUCCGGAAUAUGGGUUUGCAAAAAAGCAAAAUACACCAUCCAACUAUGAACAGGGUCAUGAUGGUCAUCUUCUCCAAACAUAACCUGCCCCAGGUAGGCCAUACAGCAUACAGUCUCAUUCAUACUGUGGAGAACUCCAAGUAUGUGACCACAGACAGAGUCGGCGGUGACAGUCAAAGUCGACGCCACAAAAGGAACAGAAUGGAAAGGAUGAGAGUGACUGAUGGAGCUUCCCCUACUGCUGCACCAGCAGCAGAGCCAGCCCAGAGGCCGCUGUGUCGUAAAGUGGACAUGUGGGUGGACUUUGACCACAUCGGCUGGGACGAGUGGAUUGUGCACCCCAAGCGCUACAAUGCGUAUCGCUGUGAGGGAGAGUGUCCUACACCACUGGAUGAGUCCUUCCAUCCCACCAACCAUGCGUACAUGCAGAGUCUCUUGCGACAUCACCAUCCAGAAAGAGGGUCUUGCCCGUCCUGCGUGCCGACGCGCCUCAGCCCGCUCUCCAUGCUGUAUUACGAGAACGAUGAUUUGGCCCUGCGGCAUCACGAGGACAUGAUCGUUGAAGAGUGUGGCUGCCACUAAAGCGCAGCCCGUCACUGCAUUCACAACAGCAACUACUGACGGAGCAUAAUCUUGAAGUUUAAUUUAACUGUUUCUUUAUUGUCUUCAUGUAAAUGUUAAUGUUCUAAUAUUAAAUGGAGAGUUCCUAACCAUGCAUUUUUGUUAUUGACAGGAUAUGACUGUUUAAAUGAAUAUAUUUAAUCCAUACUGGG
Micropterus dolomieu (smallmouth bass) is the source of this 1461-nucleotide messenger RNA. RefSeq names its product southpaw (gene spaw). The transcript has 3 exons. Gene Ontology annotation, biological process: SMAD protein signal transduction; BMP signaling pathway. Gene Ontology annotation, molecular function: type I activin receptor binding; cytokine activity; growth factor activity. The record is from RefSeq and is a predicted model, not a curated record. Bases 26 to 1270 code for a protein of 414 amino acids. Lineage: Eukaryota; Metazoa; Chordata; Actinopteri; Centrarchiformes; Centrarchidae. Gene Ontology annotation, cellular component: extracellular region.